This is a messenger RNA of Thamnophis elegans (Western terrestrial garter snake), 936 nucleotides long. It is a transcript of the gene PPP1R3E, whose product is annotated as protein phosphatase 1 regulatory subunit 3E. Lineage: Eukaryota; Metazoa; Chordata; Lepidosauria; Squamata; Natricidae. The record is from RefSeq and is a predicted model, not a curated record. Gene Ontology annotation, biological process: regulation of glycogen biosynthetic process. Gene Ontology annotation, molecular function: glycogen binding; protein phosphatase 1 binding. The coding region runs from base 1 to 936 and encodes 311 amino acids. Gene Ontology annotation, cellular component: protein phosphatase type 1 complex. The transcript has 2 exons.
AUGGCCCGCGCUCCGCCUUCCCCUUUGACCCCCAGCAACAUUCCCCGCAACUUAAGCUACAUUGCCGGCUUGUACGAGAGGGCUUAUUAUCGCACAGCCCGUCCGAGCAUCGCGGAAGAUUCGGGAACCGAAGGCUCCGAAUCGGAGUCCGAGGGCAGGCCGCGAGGCAGGACCCAGAGACGCCGCCAUCUCUUCCGGGGACCCAAAAGAAGGGGAAGGCGCCGGACUCGCUCGGCCCCAGCUCAGGGGAGGAUUCAAGGAGCGUCACGCAGCCGUAGCCCCGGGACUCGCAAGAGGGUGCGCUUUGCCGACUCCUUGGGCCUGGAGCUGAUCAGCGUGCGGCAGUUCUGGCCCAACGACCUCCCGCAGGUGCCAGAGAGGGUCCACAAUCAGCUGAGGCGCGACUCGCUCAGCCACUUCACGCCGUGUUUGCCGUUCUGCCCGCCGGUGAAGGAAUCUUUGAACCUGCAGACUCGGCUGCUGGAGCCAAUGUUCCCAGAUCCUCUGAGCAUGUCCGAUUUCCUGCCCCGUCUUCUGGCCCAGUGCGUGCUGCUGGAGGGGGUCCGGGCUGAGGGAUCCUGCGUUUCUGGCACCAUCCGCGUGAUCAACCUGGCCUAUGAGAAAAGGGUCUCCGUGCGAUACACCUGGGACUUUUGGGCUACUGAGCACGAAGCGCGUGCCUCUUACGCCGCCCCUGCAGGGCGGGACCGAGACCACGCUGACCGCUUUGCCUUCCGGCUGCCUCUGCCAGUCCCGCUCUCCGCAGGGGUGGUCCUCGAGUUUGCCCUCUGCUACCUGGUGGGGGGGAAGGAAUUCUGGGACAACAACCAGGGACGUAACUACUCUCUGAGGCCUCCUCCUUGCGUAGCCGAAGAAGACGAAUUCCCCAGCCCCAUUCAAGAUUGCUGCGAAACUGGCUGGAUACACUUUCUGUAG